Molecule: messenger RNA, 1686 nt
Organism: Fusarium pseudograminearum CS3096
Lineage: Eukaryota; Fungi; Ascomycota; Sordariomycetes; Hypocreales; Nectriaceae
Exons: 1
Coding region: 1-1686 (561 amino acids)
Source: RefSeq, a predicted model, not a curated record
AUGAAUCAUACUUCCCGCAUAGGCGGCACCUGCGCAGCUCCUGACUGUUAUCACACUAUCUUGUUCAGCUCAACGGCAUUCUGUUCACUGCACCAGUCGCUUGGACAGGCGUCUCCGAUCAAUAAUGACCACGGUGGAGCAAGUCAACUAGGGACAUCUCGACCAUCGGGUAGAGUUUUGACCGCGAGAAGGGGCCGCCAACCGUUCUGGAGGCCUGGCUUGCGGAACUCAGUUAGGUCUCGAGAAGCUUCUCGUGAAUCCCUCAGUACCAGACCUGACACCCAAGCUGAACAACCAAACGUCACGCAAUUGGAAAGCAGAACUACUUCUGCCCAGUCUUUGACACGAAGAGGCGAUGGCGAAGAACGGGAAAAGGACGACGCUUUCCGAGGGCAGAAAGAGGAGGAUACAGUCAGUAACUGGUUGAGCGAAAGGAGUAGCCCGAUAGAUCGGUCUACGAACGCUGCAUUGCAGACAGGGAUGAUCCAAAGUUCGGCAUGGACUGCUAAGAAAGUCACCGCUGCUCGGAUAGAUCUGACAGAUACGUCGAGCUUACUACGAGCCCCCAGAAUAAAUUCUCAACCCGGGGUGGAAAUUUUGACUAGCAUACCACGCGAGCAUCCUGUCACUGAAAGGGUGGUGUCGCCGGUCGCAAAUAAGGAACCGCCUUUACACCCUUCUCGGAAACCAAAGCUGGAUACGAAGAGCAGUGGGCAUGUUCCUCUGUCAUUCUCCUCCAAAAGUUCAACUCCGACAGCAAAAAAGCCACCGGAGAAUCUGCUGAAUAUGUCGAAGCCCGCAUUCGAUAGUGAGCCAAAGCGUUCACAGGGGCGCAGCCCACAAACGACUUUUUCACCCAAAGUCCUCAUAAGGCCAAGUAGGCCAUAUGAAGUUUCCCCGUGGUCGAAACACCCAGAGAAGGCACUGCCGAAGGAGGCAUUGCCCAUGAAGGCUUCGCUAGAAAAGGAACGCCCUUUGCGAGAUAUACUACUGCCCAAAGUGUGCGCCAAAACUGAUAAUGGAGCGAACAAGGCUAGUAAAAGUGACAGUUCGGAUGGAACAACGGCUCAGGCAAUACAAGCAGCACUGUUGUCAUUAAGGACCAAAACAGGCACCGACAAGGAGAAGCCGUUAGCCACUUUUGACCCAGUCGCAUUUGACUCGAUUAUCUACCGACAAUCUGGUUUGCGUCCACCUCCUGGCGUCCGCUUGUCUUCCCGCAUUGUUAAAAACGGGUCAGCGUCACAUAAGAGUGAACGAGUUUAUCUCCCCGUUAAUCCGGCAAUCCAUAAAAUGCAUAAGAGGUCUCAGCAUUGGUACAAACAGAAAUGUGAAGAGAUCAAAAGACGUCCCAGCCGAAAGGCCUGGUUUGGUAAGGUUGAGGCAAGGCUGCGCUGGUUGCGCGCCGAAGAAGAAAGGCUGGAGCAGAGCCGUCAAAAUGCCCAAAAUGACGGAUCUAUACCCCCUUUCGAGCCUCCCAAACCGCGAUGUUUUAAGCAGAUCUUGGAUUUCGGAGACGUGCCUGAAAAGGAACUGCCCGAAGAUGUGCGCAGUGAUCCCGCAUGGUUAAAGGCCUGUGCCUGGCUCCGAAAGUGCGAGGAGCAGGCGACUCAGUACCAGCGUCAAAGGAAUAAAUCUAAAAGGGAAGCAGAGCGCUACUUUAAGAUGAAUUUCGGCGCAGGCUAA